Molecule: messenger RNA, 999 nt
Organism: Lichtheimia ornata
Lineage: Eukaryota; Fungi; Mucoromycota; Mucoromycetes; Mucorales; Lichtheimiaceae
Exons: 4
Coding region: 1-999 (332 amino acids)
Source: RefSeq, a predicted model, not a curated record
AUGGAAUUUGAAGAGGUCAACAAUCUCAUCAAGGUCGGCCAUGUCCAUCCUGGGUCGUUGCCAAGUUCAUCGUUACCAUGGCAUCCUGCAUUUGGCGCGGUACCCCACACAGCAACACCAGGUACUGCUGGAAACUAUCAUUAUACCACAACAACAACGACCCGCUCCAACUCAGACGUCACCAACAAUGGCAGCAGUAAAAGACCGCAUCAUCAUUAUCAUUAUCAUCGACGACAUGGGUCACGACGACAAAAACCCAUCUUGGGAGUGACGCGACUGGUCAAUAGCGUACGUCGAUUCAAAAAACCAAAGGAGGAGGAGGAACCUUGGCAUAUUACCGUGUCACCAAUGGGUACUCCAUCGACAAGAUCGAUUAAUAGCAGCACCAACAACAACAAUGCAAUCAGCACAUCCUCAUCUUUUCAUCCUUUAACCAGCCUACAAGAGAUCAAGUGCCAAAUGCAAAACUUUGUUGUUCCCGCUGAUUGGCAUCAUACAUCUAUCAACCAUACAACUAAUGAUACAACGGGUUGUCAACCACUACUGACUGGAUCAGGGUUAAUCAACCAUCUCAAGAACAGCAUUGCACGAUUCGAAUACCUUAUACAUAUAGAACGACAGCGUAUUACGACUUGCCAGGGUGAUAUCAUCAACUACAUUGAUAAGCUCAAACAAUUGGACAAUGAUACGCAUCAAAUUGAUACCCGCAUUACACUUGAACGAUUAGAACGCACGAGUGCCAUGUAUGAAACCUUACGAUCAGCCAACAAUCGGAUACCAAGGUUGGAACAUUUACGAGAUCGUCAAAAGAGGACCGCUUCCAAGGUAGAAGGUUACAUCAGGAGUGGGAAUCUGGAUAAACGGCUACGUAUGCUUGAGAUGCAGACACGGACCACUCGCCUCGAAGCUAUUUGGGCAAGAUUACGACAAUGGGGCCCUACCAUGACCCUUAUUUCCUUAGCCAUGUUCAUUAUCCUCCUCAUCCUCGUGUCUAGUUAG